Molecule: messenger RNA, 690 nt
Organism: Mytilus trossulus (common blue mussel)
Lineage: Eukaryota; Metazoa; Mollusca; Bivalvia; Mytilida; Mytilidae
Product: zinc finger HIT domain-containing protein 1-like
Exons: 6
Coding region: 58-540 (160 amino acids)
Biological process (GO): chromatin remodeling
Cellular component (GO): Swr1 complex
Molecular function (GO): nucleosome binding
Source: RefSeq, a predicted model, not a curated record
CGUUUCCGGAAUUCGUCCAAAGCAUUCCCUUAUUUGUUUAGAACAUUAGAAUUCAUCAUGGCAGAAAAAAGAGAGUCGGGUAGAGUUAAAGAAAUUCAGCAAAAAAGAGUCCUUGAUGAUGCUGCCCGUAGAAGAAGACAAAGAAAAGCAUUGGAGGCACUGGAGUCUGAUAACUUUCAAGAUGAUCCACAUGCUGAUUUGAAAAUGAGCAAAAAAGCUCCAAAGUUUGAAGAGUCAAUGGAGGCAGUCCAACAACAGGGAUCAGGUACCAAAAGACAAAGGAAAAGUAGGAGUGACCAUUUCAAAUUUAGAUACAAGAAAAGUUUUGCCGCUCUUUUAGAAGAAGAUCAAAGAUUUGAAAAAGAAGGACCUUCAUAUCUAUCUGCACAAAUUCCAGCAUCCAGAUUUCCGGAGAGACACUUUUGUGCAGUCUGUGGAUUUACCUCCAAUUACACAUGUGUACAGUGUGGUGCAAGGUACUGUUGUGUGAGAUGUUUGGGAACACAUCAAGAUACAAGGUGUUUGAAGUGGACAGCUUGAGGAGUGAUUUGGGAACUACAUGUAUGUGAAGAAUAUUCCUGAUAGAUAUGAUGAAAAGCUGAGGAUCAAAUUAGUAAGAGUCAAGCACUGUAAAGGAUGCAUCUGGCCAAGCAACAUUCAUGGGUUGAAAUAUUAUUUGUGACUAGAUGU